ACAUAAGUGAGUGACCUGUGGAGGAUGUCACACAGACACAUCUCCACAUUACAAACAGCUGAGCACAAACCAACAUCUGAGCCAUCAAAUACGUGUCCGCUCACGCUUCAUUGACUCUCCACAGUUCUCAUGAGAACGGCUUCAUGGAGGAUCUCGACAAGACGUGGGUUCGAUACCAGGAGUGCGACUCCAGGAGCAACGCCCCGGCCACCCUCACGUUCGAGAACAUGGCGGGUGUGUUCAUGCUGGUUGCUGGAGGCAUCGUGGCCGGGAUCUUCCUCAUCUUCAUUGAGAUCGCCUACAAACGGCACAAAGACGCCCGCAGGAAACAGAUGCAGCUCGCCUUUGCUGCCGUCAAUGUGUGGAGGAAGAACCUGCAGGUACGCGCCUCUACUUUACUCUACUCUACUCUACUUUACCUCACAGCGAGGUCAUUAUAGCCAGCAGCAGGAUCAGGAUCAGGAUCAGGCCUUUGUUUUUACGUCUGUUAGGAAAAAUCUGCAUCUUUGCUGUUUAAUAGGAGAAGCAUGAGUUCUGUGCUCAGGAUGAAGGGUUGUGUUAAUUAAACUGACUGCUGAUCAUCAAGAGUGUGCUCACUGAUGCUUGGUUAGCUUUCAGUGGCUCCGUGAAGCUCGGGUCGUUUUCUGAUUCACCGAUGAGUGAUUUAUUCUGUAACUGUGACCAACAAGUGAAAAAUACCCAACCUACAGCCCAGAGCCCCCAGAACAUGUCAUUUUCUCUUUUGUGAGUUUAGUCAGAGUUUAAUCUGAGAUUAGUCUGAGAUUAGUCUGAGAUUAGCCUGAGGUUAGUCAGAGUUUAG
Molecule: messenger RNA, 820 nt
Organism: Neolamprologus brichardi
Lineage: Eukaryota; Metazoa; Chordata; Actinopteri; Cichliformes; Cichlidae
Source: RefSeq, a predicted model, not a curated record